Propithecus coquereli (Coquerel's sifaka) is the source of this 1817-nucleotide messenger RNA. RefSeq names its product dihydropyrimidinase (gene DPYS). Bases 53 to 1417 code for a protein of 454 amino acids. The record is from RefSeq and is a predicted model, not a curated record. NCBI's taxonomy places the organism in Eukaryota, Metazoa, Chordata, Mammalia, Primates, Indriidae. The transcript is spliced from 9 exons. Gene Ontology annotation, cellular component: cytosol; cytoplasm. Gene Ontology annotation, biological process: pyrimidine nucleobase catabolic process. Gene Ontology annotation, molecular function: dihydropyrimidinase activity.
CCUAGGGACCGUCUGGGGAGUCGGCAGGAGGGCAACGCUGCGAGCCGUCGCCAUGGCCGCGCCGUCGCGGCUCCUGAUCCGCGGGGGUUGCGUGGUCAACGACGACCUCUCGCAGGUGGCCGACGUGCUGGUGGAGGACGGCGUCGUGCGGGCGCUCGGGCGCGACCUGCUGCCGCCCGGGGACGCGCCCGCCGGGCUGCGGGUCCUGGACGCCGCCGGCAAGCUGGUCCUGCCCGGCGGCAUCGACACGCACACGCACAUGCAGUUCCCCUUCAUGGGCUCGCGGUCCGUCGACGACUUCCACCAGGGCACCAAGGCUGCUCUGGCAGGAGGCACCACCAUGAUCCUUGAUUUCGCCAUUCCUCAGAAAGGCCAAUCCCUCAUCGAGGCCUUUGAGACCUGGAGGGGCUGGGCGGAUCCGCAAGUCUGCUGCGACUACAGCCUUCACGUGGCGGUGACCUGGUGGAGUGACCAGGUUAAAGAAGAAAUGAAAAUCCUUGCCCAAGAUAAAGGCGUUAACUCUUUCAAGAUGUUUAUGGCCUAUAAAGAUGUGUACAUGGUGAGAGACGCGGAGCUGUAUGCAGCCUUCUCUCAGUGCAAGGAAAUUGGAGCAAUUGCUCAGGUCCAUGCAGAAAAUGGCGACUUAAUUGCAGAGUUUGCAGGGAAGGUGAUCUACGGAGAACCCAUAGCAGCCAGUCUUGGCACAGAUGGCACUCACUACUGGAAUAAAGAAUGGCACCAUGCAGCCCACUACGUCAUGGGUCCACCCCUGCGACCAGACCCUUCAACGCCUGACUUCCUCAUGAAUCUAUUGGCUAAUGAUGAUCUAACCACAACAGGGACUGACCACUGCACUUUCAACACCUGCCAGAAAGCUCUUGGGAAAGAUGAUUUUACUAAGAUUCCCAAUGGGGUGAAUGGUGUUGAAGACCGGAUGUCAGUCAUCUGGGAGAAAGGCGUGCAUUGUGGUAAAAUGGAUGAAAACCGAUUCGUGGCAGUUACCAGCACAAAUGCAGCCAAAAUCUUUAAUCUCUAUCCAAGAAAAGGAAGAAUAGCUAUAGGAUCAGAUGCUGAUAUUGUUAUUUGGGACCCAAAAGCCACAAGGACUAUCUCUGCAAAAACCCAUCAUCAGGCUGUUAACUUCAACAUCUUCGAGGGCAUGGUUUGCCACGGGGUGCCCCUUGUGACUAUUUCAAGAGGCAAAGUGGUGUAUGAGGCUGGAGUUCUCAGCGUCAUGGCAGGAGAUGGGAGGUUUAUUCCUCGAAAACCAUUUGCCGAAUAUGUGUACAAACGAAUCAAGCAGCGAGACCAGACCUGUACACCCACCCCAGUGGAGCGCGCACCCUACAAGGGAGAAGUCGUCACAGUGAUGAGACAAGACUGCACAGCUGGGACUCAGAAGCAGGCCCACCCCUGAGCUGGGUGCUGUCGGUAGAAUCAGAGGAGAGGAGGUUGCUGUUCCCUUCACAGUCAGCCGGUGGAGAAGCAGGCCUUAUUUCAACUCCCUGAGAUCCUUUAGAAAAAAAUCAUCACUGUACGUCUCUUUGAUUUUCUUUCAGAAGCAAUUGCUGUCUUUCUCACUGUGCCUUUGUUGCUGUGUAAGAUUGAAGAUAUAAAUUUAUAUUAUUGGGAUGGAAAGUCUGUGUGAACAUUCAUUGAUGAUACUUUAAAACAUCAUUUUUGCUUGUACUAGAUUUCUUACUUUGAGUUUUAAAAAAUCACUUUUUUGUUUAAAGUUUUUUUUUAAAUGGCUACAUUUGUUUAAAAUAGUUCUGUGAUUUUACUUUGUAUUGUAAUUAAUAAACACUGAAAUCUUC